Molecule: messenger RNA, 2331 nt
Organism: Nematostella vectensis (starlet sea anemone)
Lineage: Eukaryota; Metazoa; Cnidaria; Anthozoa; Actiniaria; Edwardsiidae
Product: tripartite motif-containing protein 45
Exons: 3
Coding region: 1-1950 (649 amino acids)
Biological process (GO): positive regulation of DNA-templated transcription
Cellular component (GO): nucleoplasm; chromatin
Molecular function (GO): protein binding; ubiquitin-protein transferase activity; zinc ion binding
Source: RefSeq, a predicted model, not a curated record
AUGUCAUCACGGUCACGGACAGCGUCGCUUGUGCGCGGGCUCGCCGAGCAGCUCAUGUGCCCCGUCUGUCUUGGGGAGUAUAAGAACCCCAUGCUGCUUCGUUGCUAUCACUCGUUCUGUUUGCGAUGCGUGCAGGAGCUGUUGCACCAGUCCGGGGAAAAAGGCGUGGUCAAAUGUCCCCAAUGCAGGACGGAAAUGGAGAUUCCAAAUAGUGAUGUGAAGAGGCUCAAAUCCAACUUCUACAUCAACAAUCUCUUGGACCUGAUGGAUGAGACUCGGCUUAAAGCCAAGGCGCGGGACCCGCUUGUCUGCUGUGACCAUUGCCAACCUCUCAUCAGCGCAGCCGAGGUCAAGUGCGUCCAUUGCAAAGUAUCACUGUGCAGAGCAUGUAUCGGGCCACAUUGCGAGCACAUGCCCACUCAGCCCCAUACUAUCAAGGAACUAGCCACAAAAGCGGAGCUGGAAGAAGAGCUUCCAGCAGCGAAGGAGGACUUUAAAACGUGCGCAAAACACGGGCUGGAUUUGCGUUUCUACUGUUGUACUUGUGAGCUCCUAAUGUGCCGGGAAUGCCUUUCUGUAAAUCACUGGAACCAUGAGUACAUGCUGGUAAAGCUAGGCGUUCGAGACAUUAGAAAGACCAUCGAUUGGCUGCUUGUGAAAUGCAAGGUCAAAUUUCUAACCAUUGAAAAGACCAGGAAGAGGGUAGAGGUGACCCAAGAACUGGUAGGGAGCAAUGCGCGUGAGAUGGAAGCACGGAUAGACGAGAUCAUUGACCAAAAAAUAAGAGAGUUGGAGAAAAAGCGGGCACGGCUCCACGAAUCCGCAAGUCAGGCAAAAAAUGAAAAGCUUAAGCAGCUACUCGUACAGGGGGAAGAACUCGCGAUGCUAGAAGCAAGCUUAAAAAGUGGAGUCGAGUAUACCGAGUUCUUGCUUAAUGAUGACCACCAGAACGAGUUGUAUGCAGGACGCAAGCAGCUCAUCGAGAGAUUAAAAGAACUGAGCGAGGUUCGAGUAUCGAGUGAACCCACCACCUGGUGGGAUCUGGGUCUAGACCUGAUGCCGCAAGCUACACAGAUGCUAGACCAAAUGCUGACGAUAACCAACGUGACGUCUCUUGACGACCCGGACAAGACGACAGUGCGGAUGGACGGCGGCGAUGAGGGUGUCAUUUACCACACCUUCUUAAAUCAAGAGUACACCUUCGUCAUCACGUUGAGGGACAGAAAUGGGAAGCGGAUCACUAAUGGCGGUCAGUCGGUCAGGGUCGCAAUCCGAAUACCCGAGGUGACGUCAGAAACGAUAACGCUAAUGAGCUGCGUCAACCAGACGGUUUUAGACGUGUCGGAUAAUCUCAAUGGAACUCAUAGUUUCCGUCAUAAACCAACUGUCGAAGGCGAGCAUUUCCUAUAUAUCACAGUCAAUGGAAGGCCACUUCCUAAAAAUUUAAUAUGGAAAGUCGAGGGUCCUCUUGGAUUCGGAGACCCUGUCGUUCUGAACAUCGAUUUCCUCCCAUUACAAGGUCUCUUUGAUCUUUCAAGUGUCUGGUGUCACGUCUCUGAUCAAUUUUCCUGGAAAAUUCGCCGACUUCGCAUCGAAGACAAGACGACCGUCCCAGCAAUUGAAGUCGGAGUGGUGUCGGAUUCUACGAAUAAAAAGUGGGGAUGGAGGAAUGGUUUGCGUGUUUCCGGCACCGGGUCGGAUGAAUCGGAAAACACUCAGAGCGUGAUCGAAGAGUGGCGAGAGGAUGAGACCUUCGAGUUCUUUCUAGAUGCGCGUGCUGGGCGCUUCAGAAUUCGGUGUCAAUCCACGGGUAAGACAGAGACGUUCUGCAAGUGCCCCGGGACAUUCACGAGGCCGUAUGUUGAGCCACCGAGUUAUGAUUUCUUCGUCCUUAACAAGGAGCUGGAGCAUAUCAUAUUUACCAGACCUAACAGGAUGACUAAAGAUUGACAAUACGCAGACUUCGAUUUGAAAACGCAGUGCGGAGGUCUGGAAGAUAAUCGAUAAACUAUCACCACAUUUAUUUCAAUUUAUUACGCAUGACUAGUAUUUGCCUUUGCAAUGCCAACCACGAACGCACGCCGAACGGUGGUUACGAAUAAAUGACGAAAAAUGCUAUGAAGGAAUGCCGAGCAAGUGGACAAAAAAAAAAAAAAAAACAGCAGCAGCAGCAACAAAAACAAAAAAAUUAAAAAGAGGCAGAAAACAAGUUCAAUAUAGCGAUAAGCAUGUGCCGAAAGAGCUACACUGAUAACAGAAGAUGUUGGGAGAAAAUGCUGAAAAGUGUUACCACGGUAACUAGGAUACUUUGUCAGUGAAUUCUAAUAAGAU